UUGAGGACAUCAAGCCUCGAUUCACAUUCUUCUUCUAACUAGCCUUCCUUGCAUCCUCGUGGUUCCGCCCUUUUCUCUCGCAACCUAACUUAUUAGUAAGACUCUCAUCAACUUGAGCAUGUCAACGGACGUCAAAACGCCACUGGUCGAGAGCAGUACACCUUAAAUUAAAAUGCCAGACCAACUGCCACCACUCCCGAAAAGGGUCGAAAAUAUACUUUUCCUAAUGCUAGGAGAUGCCAAGAUGAAUUACAGACUGAGAGAAUUGUACGAAUAUGGAUCAGUCGGUCCCGACUUUUACGACCCUACCGCAAUGAAUGGGAAAGGCCGCGAUGAUCGUCCAAAGUUGGUCCAACAUGAAGACAUGUGCUACCGAGUCCAAGGAAUGGAGACCGACAGGUUUGAGUCUGGCCAAUUUACUGAGUCAAACAACUUGGCUACGAGCCACCCGACGGUAUUCCAGUCGUUGGCACAAGUUUUGAUCUUUACGUACGAUGUGUCUUCUAAAGAUUCGUUCCUGAACAUGUGCGAGCGAUAUGAAGGAUUGCCGACUCCUCGCGAAGGCAGAAUCGAGAUCAAGCUGAUGAGAAUCGACAGAAAUAUCUCCAAAAACGGCGAUGUCCAGGAUAAAUUGGUGCAUGAGGAAAGGUACAUUUCAAUGGAUCACUUCCCAGUAGUCUUUGCUGGUUGCAGAUAUCCAGCUGAAAGUGUCAGAGAGGUUGAGAAGGAAGACGUUGAAGCUUUCGCUCAUCAUCAUCCGGACUGGAAAUUUGCUGGCGAAUGCAUGCUAGAGGAAGAUAGACCCGAGAAUGUUGAUCAAGUGUUUCGAGUUGCUUUGGAGGUGUAUCAUAGCAUUCGAAGAGUAGCGCUACAACAGGGAGCUCUGGACCACAUUGUGGACUCUCGGCCGCACAAGCAGCAGAGGUCUCCUCACUGCUGUGUAGUACUGUAAUUUGGUCGCAGGGGUUAAUAUUGCACACGAACAUUGCCACAUUG
Mollisia scopiformis is the source of this 996-nucleotide messenger RNA. RefSeq lists its product as uncharacterized. The transcript is spliced from 2 exons. The record is from RefSeq and is a predicted model, not a curated record. The coding region runs from base 173 to 952 and encodes 259 amino acids. Lineage: Eukaryota; Fungi; Ascomycota; Leotiomycetes; Helotiales; Mollisiaceae.